AUGGCAGACCUCAUCAGAGAUGCUCCCCUGGGGCAGCUCAUUCGCUUCGUCACCCGCAACAAAUACCUUCAGUACCCCGAAGAAAAGCCCGGUUUCAAGCUCCCCGAGUCCUGGGACGCUGUUCUCAACAACCCAGACGCCAUCAUCGACGAGACCUCUGGUGCAAACAACAACACUCUCCUCACAGGCACGGCCCUCGCAUCCUCAGCUUCUUCCACUGUCGCAGCUACUGAAGAUCCCAAGGCAAAGGGCGAGACAGAAAAGGAGACUGAGGAUAUCGAGCGUGCUGAUGCAGUCCCCGUUAGACUACAUCGUUCGAGAUCGCCUCAGGAGACGCAGGCUUACACCAUCGAUCGACUCGAGGCUGAUGAAGAACACGAUGUGGAAAAGGUCAAGUCUAUUCCUGUUGUACCUAAACGUACCAAGGAUGGACAUGUCCUUGUGGACUGGUACUACAGCGAUGACAACGAGAAUCCUCACAACUGGACCAACAACAGACGUCUUGGCGUAGCUCUCAUCAUCUGUCUCUACACCUUUGUCGUGUACACUUCCUCAGCUAUCUAUACUUCUUCCACAGAGGGUAUCAUGCACGCCUUUGGGGUGAGUCAACUCAAAGCUACACUUGGUCUAUCGCUCUAUGUUCUGGGUUACGGUAUCGGACCUCUCGUGUUCUCACCCCUGAGUGAGAUUCCUCGAAUUGGUCGUAACCCUGUCUACAUCGUCACCAUGUUCCUCUUCGUCAUCAUCUCGAUCCCUACAGCUCUUGUCAAGAACUACCCUGGUCUCAUGGUCCUUCGAUUCCUCCAGGGUUUCUUUGGUUCGCCUUGUUUGGCUUCUGGUGGUGCUUCUCUUGGUGAUAUCUACAGUCUCAUGGCUCUUCCUUAUGCCAUGAUGGCCUGGGUCUCUGCUGCUUACUGUGGACCUGCUCUCGGUCCUCUCCUCAGCGGUUUCGCAGUCCCAGUCAAGGGCUGGCGCUGGUCUCUUUACGAAAGCAUCUGGGCCUCAGCCCCUAUCUUCAUCCUCAUGUUUCUCCUCCUCCCUGAGACAAGCGGUGCAAACAUCCUCCUCCGCCGUGCUGAACGUCUCAGAAAGCUCACGGGUAACGAGCGCUUCAUGUCUCAGAGUGAGAUUGAUCAGCGUCACAUGAAGGUUUCGGCCAUUGCUAUUGAUGCCCUCAUCAAGCCUAUGGAGAUUACCAUCAAGGAUCCAGCUGUGCUUUUCGUCCAGAUCUACACUGCCAUCAUCUACGGAAUCUACUACUCCUUCUUCGAAGUGUUCCCUCGUGUCUACCCCGUCUACUAUGGCAUGAACCUCGGCGAGAUCGGCCUCGUCUUCCUCUGCGUCCUCGUCUCAUGUAUGAUUGGUGUAGGAGUCUACCUCGCCUACCUCUACUACUACAUGGACCCUCGCAUCGCCAAGCGCGGCUGGCCCGUCCAAGAAAGCCGUCUCGUCCCAGCUCUCCCAGCCUCUCUUGGUCCCACCAUCGGCUUGUUCCUCUUCGCCUGGACAGCCCGAAGUUCUAUCCACUGGAUCGUGCCAACCAUCGGUAUCACCAUCUACGGUGCCACUGUCUUUGUUGUCAUGCAGUGUAUCUUCGUCUACAUCCCUCUCAGCUAUCCCAUGUACGCUGCUAGUCUCUUUGCUGCGAACGACUUCUUCCGAAGUGCUCUUGCUUGCGGUAGUGUGCUCUUUGCGCAGCCUCUGUUUGAUAACCUUGGUGUUGCCAAGGGCACAAGUCUGCUUGGUGGCUUGAGUGUUAUUGGAAUCAUUGGUAUCUGGCUGCUGUACUUUAACGGUGCCAAGCUACGAUCUCUCAGCAAGUUUGCUAUCUCAGACCACGUUGAGUAG
Fusarium coffeatum is the source of this 1848-nucleotide messenger RNA. RefSeq lists its product as uncharacterized. The record is from RefSeq and is a predicted model, not a curated record. Bases 1 to 1848 code for a protein of 615 amino acids. Gene Ontology annotation, biological process: xenobiotic detoxification by transmembrane export across the plasma membrane. Lineage: Eukaryota; Fungi; Ascomycota; Sordariomycetes; Hypocreales; Nectriaceae. Gene Ontology annotation, molecular function: fluconazole transmembrane transporter activity. The transcript has 3 exons.